AACCAAUGGACGUUCCAUUUUUUAUUAAUAGCAUGAACCUCUUACUUCUUUUCUUCUCUAGAUUCUCAUAUUCUCUAGAUUCUCAUAUGGAACUGAUAUCAUCACCUCAUUCCAAAAUCUUAGUGAUGGCAGAACCUUCGAAAGUCUCAGGUCAAGCUGUUGUUUGGGUUGCAACCAGGUGCAGCCCAAUAAACGGCUUGUCAGGUGUUUUGAUGAUAAAUAGCACCAGCAAUCUGGUACUCCUUAGUCAAAACAGGAGUGUUGUAUGGGCAUCAAAUUCAAAGACAGAAGCUCAAAACCCAAUAGUGCAACUCCUGGAUUCUGGAAAUCUUGUUCUAAAAGAUAGAAUUGCUGGUAAAUUAGAAAUACUAUUGUGGCAAAGCUUUGAUUAUCCUACUGAUACUUUGCUGGCAGGGAUGAAACUUGGAUGGGACUCAAGGAUUGGUCUUAAUAGACAACUAUCAGCGUGGAAGUCCCAAGAUGACCCAUGCCCUGGAGACUUCACUUAUGGGAUGGAGCCAUAUAAUUUUCCUGAUACUGUUAUGUUGGAAGGCUCAAAGAAGUACUUCAGGAUAGAGGGCUCCAUAUGGAAAGAAGAUACUGGGAUAUUGUUCAGUCAUUAUCCAAGGGAUGACUGUGACAACUAUGGAACUUGUGGCACAUAUGGAACCUGUGUCAAUUCAGUGUUGCCGCCUUGUCAAUGUUUGAAAGGUUUCAAGUUUAAAUCACAUGAAGGGAACUCAAUGGACUGGUAUCAGGGGUGUGUGCACAAUAACCCAUUAGACUGCCAGAAAGGAGAUGGGUUUAUCAAAUUUGGUGGGUUGAAACUGCCAGACACGGAACAUUCUUGGGUGAAUGAAAGCAUGGAUCUGAAUCAGUGUAGGGCUAAAUGCUUAGAGAAUUGCUCUUGUAUGGCCUAUACAACGUUGGAUAUUAAAGAAGCCAGUGGGUAUGCAAUCUGGUAUGGUGAUCUACUUGAUCUUAAACAGGUCCAGCUUUCCGGACAAGAUUUAUACAUUAGAAUGUCUGCUGCUGAUUCAGACCAUGAAGAGACAAAAGGCAAGAAUAAAAUGAAGGCAGCACUAAUAAUUGCAAUUACUGCUCUUGUAGUUAUUAGUCUUAUUGUAAUCACCUAUUACAUUAGCAGGAGCCGAAGAGAAAAUGGCUGGAGCAAUGAAAGGCAAAACGAAGAUAUGGAACUCCUGUUAUUUGAUUUAGCUGUAAUAUCCAAGGCUACCAAUGACUUCUAUUCCCACAACAAGCUAGGAGAAGGUGGCUUUGGGCCUGUAUACAAGGGUACUAUGCCAGAUGCAAAAGAAAUUGCUGUGAAGAGGCUUUCAAAAAGCUCUAGACAAGGAUUAGUUGAGUUGAAGAAUGAAGUAGCACUUAUAGCCAAACUUCAACAUCGGAAUCUUGAAAAGCUUCUAGGAUGCUGCAUUCAAGGGGAGGAGAAAAUGCUGAUUUAUGAAUAUAUGCCUAAUAAAAGUUUGGACUUCUUCAUUUUUGGUUUUGUAUUCCUUUGAAACCCAGCCAAUUAAACUUGUAGUAGUAUAAAUUCAAUUCAUUUUG
Rubroshorea leprosula is the source of this 1569-nucleotide messenger RNA. The record is from the annotation of a GenBank genome assembly. NCBI's taxonomy places the organism in Eukaryota, Viridiplantae, Streptophyta, Magnoliopsida, Malvales, Dipterocarpaceae.